Messenger RNA from Aspergillus tubingensis, 1659 nucleotides. RefSeq names its product putative DNA damage-inducible v-SNARE binding protein Ddi1 (gene ddiA). The transcript has 5 exons. The record is from RefSeq and is a predicted model, not a curated record. NCBI's taxonomy places the organism in Eukaryota, Fungi, Ascomycota, Eurotiomycetes, Eurotiales, Aspergillaceae. Gene Ontology annotation, molecular function: protein binding; aspartic-type endopeptidase activity. Gene Ontology annotation, biological process: proteolysis. Bases 1 to 1659 code for a protein of 552 amino acids.
AUGACUGGCUGCCUACCGAAUCAGGCGGCCCGCUGUGAGGUGCUCCGCCCGCUGCUGCACUUCACCAGGAACCGUAACCUCACCUCCUCCCGCCUUUGCUCGUCCUACACUUGCAUCUCUUUCUCCUACUACUACUCCGUUGCCUUCUGGCUUCUCCCAUCUCCAGGAUACCCUGUCGUCUCGCUUCGACCGUCUCCUGUCUCGUCUGGAGCCCCGUCCUCUCACCUUUCCCUCCCCCUCUCAGCGCCACUUCCCCCCUCCUCCUCCCUCGCCCGCUCGCGUCGAUCGCUUCGCUGGUGUGACUACUCGAUAGAAAACUUGCUCCAGAGCUGGCCAGGGCUUGCAUUUGCUGGUUCCCCAACCAUCAUGCGCAUUACCGUGAGCGUGAUUCGUCCGGAUCAGGCCGAUGCCGACAUCUUCUCCCUAGAAGUCGGUGGGGACAUGACCGUCGAGCUCCUCAAAGCCAUCGUCGAAAGCGAAACCUCCAUCCCUCCUCCCUCCCAACGUAUUCUCUACAACAAUCAACUACUCGCCGAUGAUGCUCGCACCCUCGAACAGGUUGGCAUUGGUGAGGGUGACAUGAUAGGUGUUCAGGUUACGCUGCGGAGACCCCAGGCCCCCCCACGGAGUAUUGGGGGCCCCAGCUCUGCUGCUGCCCAACAAAACCUGCAGCGACGACAGGCAAUGACACCAGAUCCCGAGACGAUUCGUCUACAUAUUCUCGGUAAUCCGCAAGUGCGCGAGGCUGUUCGACGGCAGAACCCGGAACUGGCGGAGGUGGCCAACGAUGCACAGCGCUUCCGUGAUGUCCUUCAACGACAACAACAGCGCGAGGCUCAGGCCGCAGCAGAGAAGGAGGCUCGAAUUGCCAUGCUGAAUGCUGAUCCGUUCAACCCCGAGAAUCAACGCGAGAUCGAGGAGAUUAUCCGUCAAAACGCGGUAACGGAAAACCUCCACAAUGCCAUGGAACACCACCCAGAGUCAUUUGGUCGCGUAACCAUGCUGUAUAUCCCUGUCGAGGUCAAUGGCCAUAGACUCAACGCAUUCGUCGAUUCCGGCGCACAGGUCACCAUUAUGUCACCCGAAUGUGCGACCGCGUGCAACAUCAUGCGACUCGUCGACCAGCGAUAUGGGGGAAUCGCAAAGGGCGUUGGUACGGCUAACAUCAUCGGUCGGGUGCAUUCAGCACAAAUCAAGAUUGGAAGCAUGUUUCUUCCAUGCUCCUUCACAGUUAUGGAGGGAAAGCACAUUGAUCUACUCCUAGGCUUGGACAUGUUGAGGAGACACCAAGCCUGCAUUGACCUCAAACGAGGUGCACUCAUCAUCCAAGACCAAGCGGUCCCGUUCUUGGGAGAGGCAGACAUUCCCAAGCACCUCCAGGAGGAAUUCGAGGAUGAGCCCAUGAUCAAGGGAGCCGAUGGCGCCGAAGUCGGCGCCCGGACAGGUGCGGUCACGCAUCAGGCCAGCCGCAGCCAAGCAGCUGGUGGCCCCAACAUGGCCUCUGCGGCAUCCUCUUCCCGCCCAGCCCCGCCGCAGUCACGCUGGCCGGCGGACUCCAUCGCGAAGAUCACCGAACUAGGCUUUACGCGAGAAGAAGCCAUGCGAGCUUUAGACGCAGCCAACGGAGACCUAGAUGGAGCCAUUGGAUUUCUGAUAUGA